GUGAUUCCAGGGUUAGGGUUUUUAGGGUUUGCUUAUAAGAUCUCACAGUCUCUUAUUUUGUACUUGGUAUUUGAAACGGGAGAGACGGCCUAGCGGAAGAGGCAACAUGGUUCACGUCUCGUUUUACCGCAACUAUGGGAAGACAUUUAAGAAGCCCCGUCGUCCCUAUGAGAAGGAGCGUCUGGAUGCUGAGCUGAGGCUUGUCGGAGAGUAUGGGUUACGGUGCAAGAGGGAGCUGUGGAGAGUUCAAUAUGCCUUGAGUCGCAUCCGUAAUGCUGCAAGGGAGCUUCUGACCCUUGAUGAGAAGAACCCACGUCGGAUAUUUGAGGGUGAGGCUCUUCUUCGCAGGAUGAACCGCUUUGGGCUUUUGGAUGAGAGCCAGAACAAGCUCGAUUAUGUUUUGGCCUUGACUGUUGAGAACUUCCUUGAGCGCCGCUUGCAAACCCAUGUAUUCAAGAUGGGCAUGGCCAAGUCUAUCCACCAUGCCCGUGUGCUUAUCAGGCAGAGGCAUAUCAGGGUUGGUAGGCAGGUGGUGAACAUCCCAUCUUUCAUGGUUCGGGUUGAUUCACAGAAGCACAUUGAUUUCUCACUCACAAGUCCAUUUGGUGGUGGUCGCCCUGGAAGAGUGAAGAGAAGGAACCAGAAGGCAGCUGCUAAGAAAGCUGCUGGUGGAGAUGGAGAUGAAGAAGACGAGGAUUAAGUGGCAAUUUAUUAUCUUUUGCUGGUAGUAGUUGGAUUGUUAUCACAUCUAAUAUUUAUCACCACAGUGCACCAGGCUAGUUUUGUCAAAUUACUGCAAUUUUCUUUUUAAGUUGAGGAGAAGUUUCUUGUUAUGGAUCUUGAAUAUUUUUAUUUUAGCUCGACAUGAUAUUAUCUUAAAAUUAAAGUUUCCAUGAAAAAGAACCGUGUUUUUUUGUGUUAGUAAA
This is a messenger RNA of Pistacia vera, 926 nucleotides long. Its product is annotated as 40S ribosomal protein S9-2-like. Gene Ontology annotation, molecular function: structural constituent of ribosome; rRNA binding. The transcript is spliced from 3 exons. The coding region runs from base 107 to 700 and encodes 197 amino acids. Gene Ontology annotation, biological process: positive regulation of translational fidelity; translation. The record is from RefSeq and is a predicted model, not a curated record. Gene Ontology annotation, cellular component: cytosolic small ribosomal subunit. Lineage: Eukaryota; Viridiplantae; Streptophyta; Magnoliopsida; Sapindales; Anacardiaceae.